AUGACGCGGACUGCGCAACGGCUUCCCGUCCCUUCCCCCUCCUUCCCGCCGUCCCUACGCAGGUGCGCGGCGGACAUGAAAGUAGUCAGGAUUGAGGCUAUUGAGGUGCGCACGGACGCGGAGCUGCGGUCGGUUCAGGCGCUCAUCAUUCUUGUCCCUCUCCCCCCGUCCCCCCCUCCCUCCUCCCCUUCCGCAGCGCUGCGCAGGUGCGCAGCAGACAUGAAGGCAUUAACCAUUGAGGCGGUUGAGGUGCGCACGGACGCGGAGCUGCGGGCCCUGCGCAGGUGCGCGGCGGACAUGAAGGCGUUAACCAUUGAGGCCGUUGAGGUGCGCACGGACGCGGAGCUGCGGAGUGUGCAGGCGCUCAUCAUUCCCGGCGGGGAGAGCACCACCAUGGCCAACCUCGCCCAGCGAUGCGGACUGCUCGGCGCGCUGCAGGAUUUCGCAGCCUCUGGGCGGCCGGUGUGGGGGACGUGCGCCGGACUCAUAUUCCUGGCCAACAAGGCGCUAGGUCAGAAGUCGGGAGGGCAGGCGCUGCUGGGGGGACUGGACUGCACCGUGCACCGCAACUUCUUUGGCAGCCAGAUCAACAGCUUCGAGACUCUCCUUCCGUUCCCGCACCACACCCUUCAAUCCAUCUCCACAGCAACACCAUCAUCAGAAGCAUCAGCACCCUCCCAGGCACACCCAUCCCUCUCUCAACCCUCUCCUGACGCCACUCCCGCCACUCCCUUUCGAGCUGUGUUCAUCCGAGCCCCUGCCAUCAUCCACACCGGCCCUGCUGUUGAGGUGCUCGCGGAGUACCCUCUUCCCAACCGUGCCUCUGCCGUCGCCGCACCUGCUGCCCCGGCCGCACCUGCGGGCGCUGGUUCGGCCGAGCCUGCAGCCGCUGCUUCGACCGUGCCUGACCAGAGCGGCCAGGAGCUUUCCGAAGCUGAAAUUCUAGCGAAGUUGGACCGAGUGGCAGUGGCGGUGCGGCAGGGCAGGCUCCUAGCCACGGCAUUCCACCCAGAGCUCACAGCCGACCUCAGAUGGCACCGCUUGUUCCUUCAGAUGAUUCUCGACGCACUCCAGUCCUCUCCAGACCUGGCUGUGGCCCAAGCCUCUUCUGCAGGCUCGGCAGGCAAUUCCGGUGCCAGCAGUGUGCCGAAUGUGGACCCAGGUGACCUGCCAGUAUUUGGUUCGGCACCGGACUUAAAAAUUGAGCUCAAGCCCGUGCCUCAGUUGUAG
Messenger RNA from Closterium sp. Naga37s-1, 1230 nucleotides. The record is from the annotation of a GenBank genome assembly. NCBI's taxonomy places the organism in Eukaryota, Viridiplantae, Streptophyta, Zygnematophyceae, Desmidiales, Closteriaceae.